This is a messenger RNA of Acipenser ruthenus (sterlet), 1415 nucleotides long. Its product is annotated as lysosomal-associated transmembrane protein 5. The coding region runs from base 63 to 737 and encodes 224 amino acids. Gene Ontology annotation, cellular component: lysosomal membrane. The transcript is spliced from 7 exons. The record is from RefSeq and is a predicted model, not a curated record. NCBI's taxonomy places the organism in Eukaryota, Metazoa, Chordata, Actinopteri, Acipenseriformes, Acipenseridae.
AACAAGCAUCCCCGCAGUGUUGAGCAGUCCUGUUGGAACCCGGUCGAGAGAUACGCGUUGAAAUGACCUCCUCCAAGACUUCUCCCCUGACCCUGCUGGACUCCUCCAGGUCCCUGUGCUGCCAUGUCCGCACCUCGGCCAUGGCCAUCGGCCUCGUCCACAUGAUGUUCAGCUGCACUCUGUUGAUGGACACCAUUGUGAAAGUCUCCUAUGGGAAAGACAGCUGUGGAUUCCCUCACCCCCCCUUCCUCUCCUUCAAGGAACGUGUCUUGGAUACAACCACCAACUUCUUUCUGAUCUUUGGGAUGUUUGUCACCGGUCUCAGCCUGCUGUAUGGGGUGCUCAAGCAGCGGGAGGGCCUGCUCAUCUGCUUCCUGGUCCUGCAGAGCGCUGACAUUGUCCUGAGCGUUCUGUCUCUCUUCUACGUCCAGAUGGGGCUCCCAGGGACCCUCAACUAUGAGGAGCUCCUCAAGAAAUGGAUCUACUUGAAUGGUGCGCAUGAGCUCUCACCCCAGGACGUCAACAAGUUCAUGAUCAUUUUCUCCACCAUCUUCAUCCUGGUUCUGCUUAUUAAGAUCUACACUGUGAGCUGUGUGGGGAAGUGCUACAGGUUCAUCAAGAAUCGCAACCAGCCUCCCAGCGACAACGAAUGCAAGCCCAUGGCUGUGCUUCCCUCCUACCAUGAGGCCUUGAUGUUGCCCUCCAAAGGGGACCCCCCAGCCUACAAGGGACCCUAAACAGCUGACAGCGAUGGGGCUCCCUGCAUCUGCUUCUUGCCAGCCAGCCAGCUCCGUGGUUUACUGUAGUAGUAUGGUAUUGUUUUUGUAUGUGUUAGCUCCAUAUUACAGCUUGCGUGUGAGAACUGGAUACACAGGGUGACCAGGCGUCCCGGUUUACAGUAGGGUGACCGGGCGUCCCGGUUUACAGUAGGGUGACCGGGCGUCCCGGUUUACAGUAGGGUGACCAGGCGUCCCGGUUUACAGUAGGGUGACCUGGCGUCCCAGUUUAGCUGGGACAGUCCCGGUUUUCCAUCAAAGGUCCCGGUGUCCCUACAUUUUGCUCAAAAUCUUUAAAAAGUCCAAUUUUUCAGCCACUUCCUGUAGCGGCAACACACUCUAAAUACCUUGUGUCAAAAUAACCACUUUUAAUUUAACUAAGGAGCCCUCCGCAGUCCAAUGGCUGUAACCAGUGUUGUGCCUGUAAUUCUUUGUUGUAGUAAAGCCCUUUUCUGUAUCGAUGCAAUAAAAUCUGCCUCUUCUUUCAAAUCCUGCUUCUUGGCUCCUGUGUGCAGAUCUGGGGUCGGUUGAGUUGAGGAGCUGUGUGACUGCUUCCGGGGCUCUGUGCACAAGCUCACCUAUCCUGCCACAGCGCUGCAGUGUGUUCGAUCUCCCCAUUACCUGCAUCCCCCCCCCCCC